UGAAUAAUAAUCGUAGUUUCGGCUCGCGGGGGGGACGAUAUAGUUAGAACCUGCUAGUUGUUAAUAUAAAGUAUGGGUAGAUCGAUGGAGAUCGGUGUGACGAGGGAUCGAACGCCGGGUUUAAUGGGGAGACUAAUGCUCGUUUAGUCUAUUCGUUAUGUAUAUAUAUCAUAUUUGCUGCUGGUAUUAUGAGUUUCUUUGCGAUUGUGUUUCUAGCGCCCUGUUAAUACGUAGCGCCAUGUCGUAUCAUUACAAUUGCAGCCCUACGAAAUAGACGACGAACGGAAGAAAGCAGGUCCUGAUCGAAUGGUUUCGACAUGGUAAUGUCGAACGGUCAUGUCUACGUUAUUAAUUGCUGUUGUACAUGUUGCCGUUUCAUCUGUAGCGGCUUCUGGCACCCUAUGAGGACGUGGUCAAGGUGCUAGGGGAGAGGCGGCGAUGGGCCUGCAGUUACGAUGACGCCGACGUUUUCCAGACAAUACAUUAGUUUGGUUGCAGCUUUUGUUACUGCUGGAGCUGUAUUCACGAUCAACUGGAUAGACUCUUUGAGCUGAUUUGUAUGCCAUCCGCAUUAGGUGAGGUUCGUUUGGAAAAACGAGUGAGUCUGGCCGACGAUUUCAGCCUCUUUAGCAACUUCUGAAUAGCCAUGGCAGUCUGUAGCGGGAGAAUCGUUUUCUGUCGGACCUCGUCGGCCGAUCGGUUGGUCUUCAUCGCCGAUCGCAGCACUGUGAUCUGUUGGGUGUCAUACGAACACACGCAAUAUACUGAAAUGUACACACACAAAGAUGUGUGCAGUAACGCACACGGGAGUGGCCAGAGCUUCGCUUCGGCUCGCCAAACUUUUCCGUUAAGACUAGCGACCCGCUUAAAACGAGCACGGCUGAUGCGUAGCUUGAAAUGCAGCUGGAGCCGGCGGUGCAGGAUUCAGCUAUUUGAAUAGGUAAACGCCAGUAUGUGUACGUUAGAUGUACUUUUCUCCAUACAUAGACAUCUACUCAUCAAUCAUUUUGCUGUCUACGGCUGAACAGUUCUUCAGGAAGACCUGCUGGAAUGGUGACGGGACGGGACAAAUAGAUCGUCGGUUUGGGCCCGGCCAAAGUUCUGUAUUGCACCAUUCAUCGGUCAGCCGAAGCCAUCAAAGACAUAGUUGCUGGUCGGCAAUGGGAUCGACGGCUGGCUCGAUGACGAACUCAUCGGGUACGGACAGCGGCAGGUUGCACCAGAUUACUGCGAGAGCGCAGUGCAGUUGUGGCCAGGAAAAGUUUUACACGCAUCUAUUCAACUUUUUGGGUCAGUCAGUUUAUGAGAUAUUUGACCCCCGGCUUUCCGUUUUUUACGUACUUUGGGUGUAACUGCAUUAUAAGACCAAGACUACUGAGAAGUCCUGAUCAAAGUUUUCACGUUAACAAAACUCUCUUGUUUGCUCGUCGCAAUCUUGCUACCGUUAGAAUUGAAUAAAACCGUUGGUUGAAGUUAUUCGACGUUGUGUGAAUCGACGUCUACAACCUUUUUUAGCUUGUUUAUGAGGUGCCUUUUGUGUAUAGUAGGAGAAAGUCAGCAACAACGUCCGAACAAAGCCAAUGGAAUCCUUUGCAGCUUAUUACCGAUUCAGGUGGUUUAGGCUGCCGAGCGAUUGGCUGCAGGUAGCUAUAGAGGCUUAACAACAUGGACGAGAGUUGCUGCUGGUAUUAAUGUUGCUAUUGUUGACAACAGCUUUGCCCGAUAGGUCCUCUCAUGCCGCUGUCUUCAAUGCUGUUCUGCCGUGUUAUUGAUGCAUUGGGCGCUCUUAAAACUGGCGCGAAAUUCUGAAUUAAUUCGCAGUUAUUAAUUAGGAGAAAGAGCUGACAGGAUUCAACUUCGUUGUCUACCUUAUGCACGACGUGUUUCGAUCGGCCAUGGCCAGCUAAAGCGUUUCAGCCGUCGGUGCAGCGACGACGGUCAUUUUUUGUUCUGUCCGUUCACAAAGAUACUCGCCUCGAGCUCACCGGCCUGAGUCAGGUAACCAACUUGCUUAAGGUGCGGUAGACCGGAGUAUGAUGGGCUAUCGGAAGAGGAUAAUGAGGAAAAUCCGACUAUGGACAAGUCGUUGUUUACCGCAACUGACAACAAUGAAGUUGCGAUUAGGCAGGCCGCAGACACAGGCAGAUACACAGAAUUAUAUCAGCAUUAAUAAAUGACUAGUACUGCCUUGUGCUGCUGCUGCUGCCGCUGCCGGAAUAUGAACAUGAAAAAGACGAAGAUGCUCUAGCGUCCCUUUAUCGUCAGUAGCACUGUCGAAACAGCGGCAUCUUCGACAGGGCCGGCUUGCAGUUGUCCUGGCAGUGGCGAUGGAGCCAGUGCAGGUGCAGCUAUUGCCGCGUCGCUUCGGCGUGUACUUCGUCCACAGCGCAAACCGACGUCUAUUCAAAAAUCUCGCACCGCACAUUGGCAGCCGCUGUUGACUUCAGUUCCUGAUCGUCCAUCGGCCACCGCCGGACUGUGCAAUGCGACGGUUGGACGCUGCAGUGCAAAAAGCCGAUCGACGAGACGAUACGCACCACUGCAACAAUGACCGGUCAUAUAACGAAGCCGUGCCCUAUCCUUCACAACGACGACAUCAUUCAACGAUGUGCUUCGGCUCGACAAUGUUUUCGUCGACCGUGCGUUGAAAACAGAAGACGCCUUCCCGUCUGGCCUUUAUUUUCUGUUGCUUGGCUAAAACUCUGCACGUCUUGGUACGUACACACACACACACACACACAUACCCGUACGCAUGUGCAGAGUCGCGUACGCUCUCCGCUCACGCAUGUUUCUUUUCUCUACGCACUUUCUUUUUCUCUGUUACGGCGACCCGCUCCGAGGAUCUUGCGCCGUCGCUUUACACCCUUCGUCCGUCGUGUUUCCCGUUAAUGAGCAGAAUUCUUCGGUGGCAGCAAACACAACAACGAUGACAGCAGCGGUUUUUCUUCGUAUUAAACAUAGUUGGUUGGCUACGUAAUCUACCGGAGUGGUGUGACGCGACGCAAUGCCACUCAGUCUCAUUCUCUUAUUGCGUCCACUCGGAUCGAUGCUAUUUUGUUGCGGUAAAAGCCGCAACUACUCUCGCUUCGAGAGAUUUUUCGGUAAUCUACCAAAAAUCGAAAACAGCUGAAUAUCAUCCUAGCGCUGUCGAAUACGGUAGCAGAGGGCAGAGCGACCGUCAGCUUUGCCUCUUUCUGUAUCGGAGCGCGUAGUGAACGUUUAGCAGCGAUAUCUGUGUAGCCCGAUAUGGACGGGCAGCAUCCUGUACAGCGUUCCGUGCUAUUGCCAGCUAGUGAAUAUUUGUCCCAUUCUUCGGGAGAUAGAGACUGUACACCUUUGUAUUUUUUCGUUGUCGACAUCGUGUACACGUUAUCGAUAGCGGCCGAAUGAUUCGUCUGCAUUUGAUAUCAUAGACGCGAACAAUGACGGCCGGCAGCGACACUACGUUUCGGUACGAAUGAUGUGGCUAAGCAAAUCGGAGUGCUACCUGAUCAAAAAACAAUUCAACGUAGCAAUCGAUGUCAAAUGCCGUGAAACCAUGACGAGAAAAUUGACGGACAAUUAAUAACGAAUAAUAGUUACGCCUGGCCAGCUAUAAUCACCAUUUCCGUGCGGAGAGAUAUUGUACCUUUAUUGAUCAUCAGCAUGCUUCUUAGCGUAGGCUAACUGUUCGAUGAUAUUCUGACUCUAUAUAUGGUCCACCAUUCAGUGUGUGUUUAGCUUAGCUCAGCGUUCGUCCUACGUAACUUUGAAUAAAGUUAACGCCUAGCAUAAAUGGCUAGAGAUUUACCUUAGAAGGUGAUCGUAUUUUUUUUCUGAGAAACGUUCGAUAGUUUAGCGAGCACGUACCACAAAACAGUUUUUCAAUGAUACCACAUGAGCAGCAUCAGCCAUGACAGUCGUCAUAGUCGGAUAUAGGCUCUGGUGGUAGCAGUCCUAUUUAAUCGAUCGCAUUAAUAAAACAUCGAUGGACGGAAACUAAUGGUGUGACUCUUGCUUUGCCCAAUGCCCUUUAGUUUUUCUUGCACUCCCUGUUGCUCACCGCUGUUAACUGCUUGUUACGUCGCUCCUUUUUUUCCGAACGUGUCGUUUGUGCUCCUGACUCUAUUUUUCGCGACUUUGCUCCGUGGUUUUGCCCGCUGUUGUUCAUGUACACGAUGCUGUCGAUGUGAACAGCAUCGGCAUUCACCGUAAUAGCAGCUGCCGAUAUGACGCAGACGUAGGCGUGGGUCGUUGUCAUUGACGGCUGGUUGUGGACAUCGUCAUGACGAUCCAUCACAAAGGUGCGAGGGAGCAAGACUUGCCAAUGUCUGUCAACAUUAGAGCCGUUCGUGCUUGACUGCCAUACACUGUCACCGCCGAUUCCUGCCGCAGGUUAUCGUGGCGGCAGUAGGCCGACGCGACGUGGAUGCGAGUCUCCCUUCUCGCUGACGACGGAUCCUUACAAACAAAUUGUCAUCGUAAAGAAAAAGAGGCAAAGGGCGACGACUGGAGCAGUAGUGGAAGGGCAAUGGUUGUAACUGAACAACGUCGAGUUUCUUGCGAGUAGCGACGCAAGAGGUCGAACGGGCAGAGGGACCGAGCUGGACACCUCUGAUACUGCGGUUGUCUCAACGCUAUAACUAACCGGUUCGAUGAUUCGCUCCACAGUCCGCCUUUUCUUCUACAUAUACGAUCGCAACUGUUUGGUUAUAUUGCCGUUUCUGCUCUUCUGAAUCGUAGCUGAAAUAAGUUAAUCGACACACACACACACACACCGGAAGCGUUGUUGCGGCGGAAAUGGUGCCGGUAGUAACAGAAGGACGCGUCUUGAAGUGUCGCGUGUUACGGUCUUGAUGUUGCAGUAUUCUAUUAUCAGGUUCUAACUCGCAUACAGAGACUUGUACUCGGUUUCGUUGAACCAUUGUUUCACUGAGUAAUGGAAGGCGUAAGCGCAAAAGUCCGCAUUUGGAAAAGGAACCGCACCUUCAGGCUAUUUAAUCAAUCUGAUGGGUAGUGAGCAUACGAAUGGCAACAAAUGGACAGACCAUCUGAAGAGGUUGCUCCCCGAAGAAGGUCCCAGGUACUCACGCCGAUCCCCGCUGUCUGCUGGUGUGUGAUCUGCGCAUGCAUUGGUGCCUGUUGUUGGUUGAACAGCACCGACAAGCGGCCUUAGCGGCGAUGGCAGCGUCGGCCAACUCUCUCAUUUGCGUAUGCAUGGGCACAUUCGCUGAGGCAAGCCCGCACAUUAAGGUAGAUGUACAACUGGCCCGCGUUUUGUCGCUCUUUACAAGUUGAUACGAAUGAACUGUAGACUGCAAAUCGAGUGCACGAGCCGCGGAAGGUACCCCGACUUCUCUGUCCGUCGCACUAGUUUUCUCAACUAUGAGCUGGACAGAGCGGAGUAAAGGCCCGCCUAAAUACAUCUGUUAAUAUAUAUGAAAUGUCUAUUACGAAUGCAGUGGAACGUGGAAGAACAAAGGCGAUUCUAUGCGACAGAUCUAUACGUAUAUGCGGAACGCGUUUUCGCCAGACUGUAUUUAUUACGUUUACUUGGGUGUAUUUGUGUGUGAAUAUGUGUUAAUACUUACCUUCAAUGCGUAUAGACUAUCCAGUAGGGUAUUAAGACGCAUUGCGCAUCUUCACCGAUAAGCUGUUUUCGUUGCUGACCGACAACAACGCGGAACGUUUUUUCCGACAGCAUUCCUUCAAGGGUCGCAGCGACCCAAAGCGCCGCAAGGUGAACAGGGCGCCUAUAAAGGAAUACAAAUAAUUGCAAGGGUUUUGUAAUUGCGCUUAAAAAUCAUCAAACAAGUGCUACCAUAACUAAUACUAAGAGCUAAAAAGCUAUUUCUACAGAGUGGUGUUGAAUAAGAGAAUGAAUACAGAUUAGAGCGAAAAAGGCGCUUGUUCAAGGCGGCGGCGAAUCCUCGUCUCAGUGCAUUAGGGCGCAAAGAACGCGGAUCGUUCUGGCCUAGCAAUUAAGCUAAGCCCGCCUAUAUUUUGUGGUGCAGUACAUACGGGACCUGAUAGAAAAUUGAUGACAACCGGCAGGAUAGGCGACCUAACUCCGGAGGAGGAACCGGGCAAGCUAAACGGCUGGUGAGGAACAUGACAGUAUCGAAACGGAUUCGGUAAAUGAGAGCUUAUGGAUGAGAAACAAGACGGUAGCUAUGGCUAUGAAAGUGGCGGAAGGCUCAAGAAAAUGGGGUAGUAAUAUUAUAAAAAGGACGGUAAUUUUUUUCUGCUUUGUUCCGUCAGUGAAUGUUGAUCGGACGACAGGCCGGCAUCGGUUGGCUGUUGGGUGUAUGAUGUCCUAAUUCUGCUGUUUUUGGCGAAACCUUCAGGGAAAACAGACUGACGGACUUGUUAAACUAUUGCUACUGCCGUUGCUGUGGCUGCUCCAGCAGCAGCACUAGAAGCGUGUUUUUCUGCCAAAAUAAGCGAAGGUAAAAAGAAAAAGAAAAAAGAAGGGUAAAUGCAUGAGGGCCGAUGCGAUCAGGAGGUAAGGGUGGUGGGUAUAAUGGAUCAGAGGCCGGUCGGAUUUCGGGCGUGGUCAACACAAGCGGCAGGUGUUCUUGGGCUCAAUUUAAAAUUGGUCCGUUGUCGGUUGCGCAGCAGGGCACAGCAGCCAUAGUGGCAGCCGCCCCAACGACAGCGACGAAAAUUGAGGUGUCGGCGGAAGCUACUGCUGCUGCUACAGCGGCUUGAAUCUCGAAAGGCGCCAGCAGUAAUAACGCAGGUAAGAAAGAAAUCGCACUCGUGCUAGCCGUCUUACGAAGAGGGCGAUAUAUGAAAGCAUCUAGAGGAAAAGAAAGAAGUUAGCUUGGAAUUAAUCAGUGGCUUACCAGAGGAUCAAGGUGCGCUGCCGGGGCAGCCUGGCUGUAGGCAGCAGCGGUUUUCACUGCUUCGACGGCUGCUGCAAAUUAAUUGACAUGUAUGUGCGACGCAUGCCAUAGCGCUCUCACUUACUCUACCUCGCUGACUCGAUGUGAGAAGGUCCUUUUCACCCUCGUGUGGGGGGCAAACGAGUAAACGGGCCAACACUGAACGAGCCGUGUCGAUGCUUCUGCCAAAGGUUGUCUUCUGUAUUCUCGCUCUUUACCUUCUCUUUCGUUCGCUACUAGUUCGUUAGAAUGCGUUUUUGUACAGACGGUCGAACCGAAGCUGCAUUCACCGCGAUGUUCGUCCAGGUUCUCUAAUCUCUGUUUAAGCUCCCUCUCGCCAUUCGCUUUCCCUCGGCUUCGCUUUUUGGCUCUCGCUUAGUACUAAAGCUUCCAAAGUUCAGAGUUUGUCCUGCAGUUAGGUCUGCUCUUGUCCGUUCUAUCUUCUGCUGUUGGGCGGCACCGAAUGAAGUCGUGUGAUGGGCGGGGUGCAACCUGGCCCAGGUCCUAGUUCAGGCCCGUCGACAGCAUGACGACGAAUGAUCGGUUAUAUUCAGUUAUCCCGUGUCAUGUCGGUACAGGGGUAGAUCCAUCGCUAACAACAAUGGGUUCAUUGGGUACCCUCGGUGGACUAGGUGUUCAACCUGGUCACCCGGGCCAUCCGCAUAUCUAUCACACACUCGGACGGCCGGUUCCACCAGUGCCCCAAUCGAAACGCAAGACGCGGCUUAAACCCAUCCUAAUCGUCGUUUGUGCAACGUUUUUUGUCAUCGCCGCCAUUUCAAUUGCGCUUGUCGCCUCACUAUCCGGUAUUGCCCAAAAUCAGGAAAAGUCUUCACGAUCGGUAACACCGAUACAGACGGUGGGCUCUUCGAGUCGGUUUCACUACCAAGCGCCUGCGGAAACGCAGGAUGUCGAUGUUGAAUCGAUGGCUCUGCCGCCGUCGCACCUUCAACAAGCAUCAAACGUUGUGGAUGCCAAUUUUCGGAUCGUGAACCGAAGAUUUACUCCCGAUCUUCAUAACCCAAAUGCUUUUCCUUUCAAGAGUCUGGCGUCCGAGCUAAAGCGAGCUAUGGAUGAACUUUUCUACCUUGGAAAGCUGUCGGACGACUACAAUCACACGCAAGUUAUAAGCUUUCGUGAAGGUUUGGUCGUACAGACGCGGCUAACGUUCAAUAGACGCGUUUCGUUAGCAGAAGUCAGUAAGGCCUUCUAUGGCGUGCUACGCCAGGAUCAUGGGCAUUUACCCACGGGCUUUCAGGUCGAUGUUCGCUCUCUCAAAUUCUCAGUGGUGCGCCAGGCAGGUUCUAUGACGGUAUUUCCCACGUCGACGUCACAGCCUUCUGCACACUGGUCGGCUUGGUCAGCAUGGUCAUCAUGCACUCGGACUGAUCAGAUCUGCGUCCGAUCGAGACGGCGAACAUGUCUCGCACAGCGAGCCGGGGACUUAUGUCCCGGAGGAAAAGAAGUCGAGUUUGAGGAGUGUCGCUGUCCGCCAGAAAAUGCACAGCCCUCGGGGGCAAACAAAACCAAGACUCCCGCCCCACCUCCACCACCGCCCAGCGAUAUACCUAAACCACAGCCGCCGAUUCUUCCAGAGGCGGCUCACAAGAGCGCAGCCGCUACUGCUACGGGCGGCACCGGCACGAAUGGCGACCUUCCAAAUGAAAGUUGCCACGUAGACGAGUGGAAGUGCGGGAAUGGCCAGUGUAUCCCCGACACGAACCGGUGUGACGGACACACGAACUGCUACGAUUCGAGCGACGAGCGCGAUUGCGAGUGCGCCGGCCUCGAGUCGGGGACACACUUCCGCUGUGGCAACGCCACCUCGUGCCUGCCCGUCGGCAAACGUUGCGAUGGCGUCGUCGACUGUUGGGACGAUUCCGACGAAGAAAACUGCCUAUGUCCGCCUGACCAACAUCGAUGCGAGUUGGCCGGCACCUGCAUCCCCCGAACAUUCUUCUGCGACGGAUUUGCUGACUGUCCCAGCGGUGAUCGCAGUGACGAACCGCCUAACUGCGACGCCUUCUGCGCCGGGGAUAACUUUCGCCAGUGCGCCAAUGGACGCUGUGUACCCAAGGAGGUUUGGUGUGACGGUUACGAUUCCUGUGGUGAUGGAUCAGAUGAAAAGGACUGCUGAAACAAGAAAAAGAGUUCACUAAAUUAAGAGGAAUGUAAAAAUAUCUGUGGGCAAAAAUUGACUGCAUUGUUCUGUUGGGCUCGGGUGGCCCGAAUUCAACGUUCGGCUUUAUCAUCGCCGUAGCAACCUCAACAGGGGGCUAGAAGCAUUACAGUGACAACGGCGAAGGCCUACAUAAAUGGUGUUACUAUCUUGACAACGUUACUUUUUCGUCGAUCUUAAAAGUUUUAAAUAUAGGACUGCAGGAAACGGUUCGAAGCAGAAACGGCGAAGCUGGCUCGAAAGCCGGCCGCCUGGCGCAAGCUGAACUGGCACAGAGAGGGAUCGUAAGGGCUGUAUGUGUAUUAAUAUCCCGAACAAGGUGAAGAACAGGACGAAAAGGACAACAAGAUUUAAGAACGAAAAGAUACCGAUGCCGUAUAGAAAACACAAGGUAUGCGCUAAACAACUCUAGUGCAUAAAGGAUACGAUGAUUAUGGUGUUUUUACUGAAAAUAAGUGCAGAUAAAUGCCAGGAACAAUCGAAAUGAAGCAAAUAGUGGAAAUGAGCACAAAGGCGGGUGCAGGGCACCAGUCGGGCUCCGAAGCAGGAGGGAGCUAUAGUCGUUGUAUAUAUUGUUGUGAUACUAUGGAAGACAGAAGAUAAAUCACUAGGCUGGCAGGCAUAGGCAGAGUGCAGGAGACUAAAAAUAGGCGGCGCGGGCAUGGCAGAUACGCGGAUAGCCACACAUCCACAGCGAUAAACGACCAUAGAGAUGAUAAUGACAACCACGUGUUGACUAGAGAAAAAGAAGAGGACCAUGAAAUUCAGCAAACAGACGUUAAGCAAAUACCUAAAGGAUACGUCAAGAUCAUUGAACAGACAGUAAUUACUAAUAACAAAUCUUAAAGUCGAGAGACCAUGAAGGAGUAUCGCAAGUAUCAAGGAGAGAGAUUAAGUUCGAUCGGUCAGAAGCAAGCGGAGAUAUGGCGACCAUUCGUAGACGACUAAAUGCCAGUGACACUACCACGUUAAAGAAAAUGAAACAUAAGGAAUAAUCAUAAUAUAAUGAAGGAAAAUGAAAUGAUGCGUUCUCGAGGGUACCGUUCGGACGGUUGCCGAUCAUGCGACCAUGUUCCGUAUGGUGAUCGCGCAGUUGCCAACGCGCAGUCUCCAGUAUUUAUUACAAUGAUAAUUGUCGUUAUUAUUACUUAUUAUCUUGCUAUAAUAAGAAGGAGAGGAAAGGGCAAAGAACAAGAUGAAAGACGAUUAUUAAAGAAAUUCUUUUGUUUAUUUAUUGUUCCUAGUCGAAUCUCGAUGGCCGUACUACAAACAUAUAUAUAUAUAUAUAUAUACGGCCUAGAUCCGGCUCUUCGGGUUUGUUCUGUAGAUUUUGUACAUAAACACAGAAAAAGAAACUAAGGGGAAAGAAGGUACGAGAACAUCUGAAUACAUUGCUUUCGAAAAGCUUUCGUGAAGUUGAAAAAUAAAAUUAGUGCAGAGAUCGAGUAAAGCAUACGUUUUAUAAACAUGCCAGAGACAACAAGAGUGUAAAUGACUAAGAGAUUUAGACAAAGAAACAAAACAGAUAAUUGGGACCUUCCUGUAUGUACUUAAGUCUGUCACUUGACUCAGCCAGCUGAAGAAAAAAUGAAGAAAUGCGCACAUUGAACUUACAAGAAGUUCAAUGUGCGCAUUUCUGGGUUUCCUCAAGCGCGCAUAUUUUCGAUUCGAGUCACCAUUGACUUCACCCGCCCGCGACGUUCGAUCUUGGAGCACUUUGAGAAACAUUUCGGGCGUUCUAAACUAACGAGCGCACUCGAUAGAAUGUAAAAAUGUCGUUAUUUUUGUUUCUAUGAGGUAAACAGUUCCUUAAGGGUUUUCUGUGGUUUGGCCAGCUGAAAGAAAGGAGAGAU
Varroa destructor (honeybee mite) is the source of this 10898-nucleotide messenger RNA. RefSeq lists its product as uncharacterized. Gene Ontology annotation, cellular component: signaling receptor complex; plasma membrane. The record is from RefSeq and is a predicted model, not a curated record. Gene Ontology annotation, molecular function: protein binding. NCBI's taxonomy places the organism in Eukaryota, Metazoa, Arthropoda, Arachnida, Mesostigmata, Varroidae.